AAUUUAUACAUUCACCGGAGAUCUCAGCUCUUCUUCUGCAAUGGCAAUGGGUUUUGAUUUCAAUGAGAUGAAUAAAACGAAGAAAACUUUGAUUGGACUUGGCUUGGGACAGAUCCUCUCACUUCUAUGUACUUCUAAUGCCUUCACUUCCUCUGAGCUCGCCAGAAAAGGAAUAAAUGCUCCAACAUCACAAACCUUCCUCAGUUAUACAUUACUAGCAAUCGCCUAUGGAGGUAUCAUGCUGUAUCGCAGACCCGCAAUUAAGGGGAAGUGGUAUCACUAUUUCCUCCUUGCUUUAGUUGACGUGGAAGGCAAUUUUCUUGUAGUGAAGGCGAAUCAGUACACAUCGAUAACGAGUAUCAUGCUACUAGAUUGCUGGGCGAUCCCUUGUGUGUUGGUCUUAACUUGGAUUUUCCUGCAAACAAAAUACAGAUUGAUGAAUAUUAGUGGUGUGUUUAUCUGUAUUGCUGGUGUUGUCAUGGUACUCUUCUCUGACGUUCACGCAGGAAGUCGAGCAGGAGGAAGUAAUCCUGUUAGAGGAGAUUUUCUUGUUUUAGCUGGAGCAACUUUAUAUGCUGUCAGUAAUACCACCGAGGAGUUCCUUGUAAAGAAUGCAGACACAGUUGAGUUGAUGACCUUCAUGGGACUUUUUGGAGCCAUUAUUAGUGCUAUUCAGGUAGCCAUAUUUGAACAAGGUGAGCUCAAAGCUAUUCACUGGUCAGCUGAUGCAGUUUUCCCUUUCCUUAGAUUCGCAAUCACGAUGUUUCUCAUCUACUCACUACUACCGGUUUUACUGAGGACCAAUGGUUCAACAAUGUUCACCCUCUCGUUGCUCACAUCAGACAUGUGGGCGGUUUUGAUCCGCAUUUUCGCAUACCACGAGAAGGUUGAUUGGCUCUACUACUUGGCAUUUGCUACAACAGCUAUAGGACUAAUCAUAUACUCAAUGAAGGAGAAAGAUGAGGAAGAAGAAAGAGAGGAGCAGAGGAAGAAGCUGUUGGAUAAGGAGGAAGGGAUUAAUGCUCCAACAUCACAGUCGUUUCUGGGUUAUGUGUUACUAGCAAUCAUCUAUGGAGGUAUCAUGCUCUAUCGAAGAUCCGCAAUUAAAGCCAAGUGGUAUCAUUAUCUCCUCCUUGCUUUAGUUGAUGUGGAGGGGAACUUUCUCGUGGUGAAGGCUUAUCAGAACACAUCAAUGACGAGUAUCAUGCUACUGGACUGCUGGGCGAUCCCUUGCGUUUUGUUUUUGACUUGGGCUUUUCUAAAAACAAAAUACAGAUUGAUGAAGAUUAGUGGUGUUGUUAUCUGUAUUGCUGGUGUUGUCAUGGUAGUUUUCUCAGACGUCCAUGCAGGGGAUCGAGCUGGUGGAAGUAAUCCUGUCAAAGGAGAUUUUCUUGUUAUAGCUGGAGCAACCUUGUAUGCUGUCAGUAAUGUCAGUCAGGAGUUCCUUGUGAAGAAUGCAGACAGAGUUGAACUCAUGGCCUUUGUGGGCCUUUUCGGCGCAAUUAUUGGCGCCAUUCAGAUAAGCAUAUUUGAACGUGAUGCGCUCAAAGCUAUUCACUGGUCAACUGGGGCUGUUUUGCCUUUCCUUGGAAUUGCACUCGGAGUAUUUCUCUUCUACUCGUUACUCACAGUCUUACUCAAGACCAAUGGUUCAGCAAUGUUCACCCUCUCGUUACUGACAUCAGACAUGUGGGCGGUUUUGAUCCGCAUUUUCGCUUACCAUGAGAAGGUUGAUUGGCUCUAUUACUUGGCAUUUGCUACAACAGCUAUUGGACUGAUCAUAUACUCAAUGUACAAUCUUUCCUCAUCUUUCUUCAACUCCAAUAUCUGUUCUUGCACUCUGGAGAUCAGUAUCCUCAUACCAUUUGUUUUCCUUGUCUUGAUAUUCUCAUUUCUCAGGAAAGAGAAAGAUCCGGAGGAACAAAGAGGUGGAGAAGUAGUGAAUGAGCAGAGAAAGCUGUUCGAUGCUGAGAAUGGUCAAUCACUUCGAGAUAGCCUUAUAGUAAUGGUGUGUUUCAAUUUCAAUGAAAUCAAGACGAAGAAGACUCUCAUUGGACUUGGAUUAGGACAGAUCAUCUCGCUUCUCUCUACUUUGAUUUCGUUUACUGCGUCUGAGAUCGCCAGAAAAGGGAUUAGUGCUCCAACAUCUCAGUCGUUUCUGGGUUAUGUGUCACUGGCAAUCGUCUAUGGAGGUAUCAUGCUCUAUCGAAGACCCACAAUCAAAGUGAAGUGGUAUAACUAUUUCCUCCUUGCUUUUGUUGAUGUGGAGGCAAACUUUCUUGUUGUGAAGGCAUAUCAAAACACAUCGAUGACGAGUGUCAUGCUACUGGAUUGCUGGGCAAUCCCUUGCGUUUUGGUCUUGACUUGGGUUUUCCUGAAUACAAGAUACAGAUUGAUGAAGAUCAGUGGUGUGUUUAUCUGUAUAGUUGGUGUUGUCAUGGUAGUUUUCUCAGACGUCCAUGCAGGCGAUCGAGCUGGUGGAAGUAAUCCUGUCAAAGGAGAUUUUCUUGUUAUAGCUGGAGCGUCCUUGUAUGCUGUCAGUAAUGUCACUGAGGAGUUCCUAGUGAAGAAUGCAGACAUGAUUGAGCUCAUAAGCAUAUUUGAACGUGGUGCUCUCAGAGAUAUUCACUGGACAACUGAGGCGAUUUUGCUUUACAUUGGAGUCGCACUCGCGCUAUUUAUGUUGUACUCAUUAAUCACAGUCUUAAUCAUGACCAAUGGUGCAACAAUGUUCAACCUCUCGUUGCUCACAUCAGACAUGUGGGCUGUUUUGAUCCGCACUUUUGGUUACCAAGAGAAGGUUGAUUGGCUCUACUACUUGGCAUUUGCUACAACAGCUAUAGGACUGAUCAUAUACUCAAUGAAGGACAAAGAUGGGGAGGAACAAAGAAGUGGAGAUGUGGUAAGCGAGCGGAGGAAGCUGUUCGAUGAGGAGGAUGCUGAGGAUAUAAAGACUCGCUUCCUACACUCUUUCCUCUCACUCACUGACUCAGUGAUGGGUUUCGAUUUAAAGGAGAUAAGGAGGAAGAAGACACUGAUUGGUCUUGGUUUGGGACAGCUCCUCUCACUUCUCGCUACUUCUAAUGGCUUUACAUCUUCUGAGCUCGCCAGAAAAGGAAUAAAUGCUCCAACAUCACAAUGCUUUCUGAAUUAUGUGUUACUGGCAAUUGUCUUUGGAAGUAUCAUGCUGUAUCGAAGACCCCAAAUCAAGGCCAAAUGGUAUUACUAUUUCCUCCUUGCUUUUGUUGAUGUGGAGGCCCAAUUUCUCGUGGUGAAGGCUUAUCAAUACACAUCAUUGACAAGUGUCAUGCUACUGGAUUGCUGGGCGAUCCCUUGCGUUUUGGUCUUGACUUGGGUUUUCCUUCAAACAAAAUACAGAUUGAUGAAGAUCAGUGGUGUUGUUAUCUGUAUCGUUGGUGUUUUUAUGGUAGUCUUCUCAGACGUCCAUGCAGGGAAUCGAGCUGGAGGAAGUAAUCCCGUUAAAGGAGAUUUUCUAGUUUUAGCUGGAGCAACCUUAUAUGCUGUCAGUAAUACCAGCGAGGAGUUUCUUGUGAAGAAUGCAGACACAGUUGAGUUGAUGACCUUCAUGGGACUUUUUGGAGCCAUUAUUAGUGCCAUUCAGGUAAGCAUACUUGAACGUGAUGAGCUUAAAGCUAUUCACUGGUCAACUGGAGCUGUUUUUCCUUUCCUUAGAUUCACAGUCACAACGUUUCUCUUCUACCCAUUAGUCCCGGUCUUACUCAAGAUCAAUGGAGCAACAAUGUUCAACCUCUCGUUGCUCACAUCAGACAUGUGGGCUGUUUUGAUCCGCACUUUUGGUUACCACGAGAAGGUUGAUUGGCUCUACUUCUUGGCAUUUGCUACUACAGCUACUGGACUGAUCAUAUACUCCAUGAAGGAGAAAGAUCAAGAGGAACACAGAACUGCAGAAGUGGUCGACGAGGAGGCUGUGCAGAGGAAGUUGUUAGAUGAGGAUGAUGAGCCGGGAACCUAACCACACAGGUUUUUGUCAAUGUCAUUGACUGUAAUAUUAUAUUGUUGCAUCCAGCAAAAAGAACUUUGGAGUGGAGAAGAGUAAAGAAUUUAUCUCCAA
Messenger RNA from Arabidopsis arenosa, 4093 nucleotides. The record is from the annotation of a GenBank genome assembly. Lineage: Eukaryota; Viridiplantae; Streptophyta; Magnoliopsida; Brassicales; Brassicaceae.